Messenger RNA from Peronospora matthiolae, 174 nucleotides. The record is from the annotation of a GenBank genome assembly. NCBI's taxonomy places the organism in Eukaryota, Oomycota, Peronosporomycetes, Peronosporales, Peronosporaceae.
AUGGGCGAACACCGGCAGUUUCUGGUGAAGUGGAAGGGAUAUCCCGAUCUGAGUUGGGUGGACGAGGCCGAUCUACGUUGUGGGGCGAUCUUGCAAGAGUUUGAGCGGAACCGAGUGAGUCGAAACCGUUUCGACGUAAUGCAGUCUCAUGAAGGCAAGUCGGACGAACCUUAA